Messenger RNA from Pezoporus occidentalis (night parrot), 3612 nucleotides. RefSeq names its product fascin actin-bundling protein 1 (gene FSCN1). Gene Ontology annotation, cellular component: actin cytoskeleton; ruffle; cell projection membrane. The transcript has 5 exons. Gene Ontology annotation, molecular function: protein-macromolecule adaptor activity; actin filament binding. Gene Ontology annotation, biological process: establishment or maintenance of cell polarity; actin filament bundle assembly; cell migration. NCBI's taxonomy places the organism in Eukaryota, Metazoa, Chordata, Aves, Psittaciformes, Psittacidae. The record is from RefSeq and is a predicted model, not a curated record. Bases 50 to 1522 code for a protein of 490 amino acids.
GGCGGGCGCGGCGGCAGCGGCGGUCGGUGGCGGCGGCAGCAGGGUCAGGAUGACGGCGAACGGGACGGCGGAGCCGGUGCAGAUCCAGUUCGGGCUCAUCAACUGCAGCAACAAGUACCUGACGGCGGAGGCGUUCGGCUUCAAGGUGAACGCCUCGGCCGCCAGCAUGAAGAAGAAGCAGAUCUGGACGCUGGAGCAGGACGGGGAGGACUCCAGCGCCGUGCUGCUCAAGAGCCACCUCGGCCGGUACCUGGCGGCCGAUAAGGACGGGCGGGUGAGCUGCGACAGCGAGGAGCCGGGCCCCGACUGUCGCUUCUUGGUGGUAGCUCACGGCGACGGGCGCUGGUCGCUGCAGUCCGAGCCCCACCGCCGCUUCUUCGGCGGCACCGAGGACCGGCUCUCCUGCUUCGCCCCCGCCGUCUCGGCUACCGAGAAGUGGAGCGUCCACUUGGCCAUGCACCCCCAGGCCAACCUCUACAGCCUGGCCCGCAAGCGCUACGCUCACCUCGGGCCCCGCCGCGACGAGCUGGCCGUGGACCGCGAUGUGCCGUGGGGAGUGGAUGCCCUCAUCACGCUGCUCUUCGUGGAGCAGCGCUACAGCCUGCAGAGCUGCGACCACCGCCUCCUGCGCUCCGACGGCCGCCUCGUCCCCGCCGCCGAGCCCGGCACCGCCUUCACCCUCGAGUUCCGCUGCGGCAAGGUGGCCUUUCGCGACGGGGAGGGCCGCUACCUGGCCCCCUCGGGACCCAGCGGCACCCUCAAGGCCGGCAAAAGCGCUAAGGUGGGCAAGGACGAGCUCUUCGCCCUCGAGCAGAGCUGCCCGCAGGUCGUGCUCCGAGCCGGCAACGACAGGAACGUCUCCACCCGGCAAGGGAUGGACCUCUCGGCCAACCAGGAUGAGGAGGGUGACCAGGAGACCUACCAGCUGGAGAUCAACAAGGACACCAAGAAAUGCGCCUUCAGGACCUACACUGGGAAGUACUGGACCCUCACCUCCAACGGGGGCAUCCAGUCCACCGCAUCCACAAAGAACGCGAGCUGCUACUUCGACAUCGAGUGGUGCGACAAGCGCAUCACCCUCAAAGCUGCCAAUGGAAAGUAUGUGACAGCAAAGAAGAACGGGCAGCUGGCGGCCUCCAUGGAGACAGCAGGCGAGACGGAGCACUUCGUGAUGAAGCUGAUCAACCGGCCCAUCAUCGUCCUCCGCGGCGAGCACGGCUUCAUCGGCUGCCGCAAGGUCACCGGCACCCUGGACUCCAACCGCUCCUCCUACGACGUCUUCCAGCUCGAGUUCAACGACGGAGCCUACAACAUCAAGGAUGCCACUGGGAAGUACUGGAUGGUGGGGAGCGAGUCGUCCGUCACCAGCAGCAGCGACAGCCCCGUGGACUUCUAUUUUGAGUUCUGCGACUAUAACAAAGUGGCCAUCAAAAUCAAUGGCAAAUACCUGAAGGGUGACCACGCCGGGGUCCUCAAGGCAUCCGCCGACACCAUCGACGCCUCCACCCUCUGGGAAUAUUAAUGCACUUUAGCGUACCUCCCAUUGCCAACGUUGAUUAUUCCCCCCCUCCUCCGUCCUUGGUUUCCUUUUGGGUUUCGUUUUCCUCCUCUCUGUACCAGGAUUUUCCGGCUGGCUCGUCCUCCCCUCCCACUGCAGAGCUGGUGCCUUGGCAGGGGAGGUGGGGCUCUGUGAAUUGAGAACUGGAAAAGUGCUGGGGCAGCCUAUAGCUUUGUAUUGUCCCCUUUCCCUCCAGGUUUGCUGGGCUUGGAAACUGCCAUCCCCCUGCUCCCGGCCCCAAACAUCACCUUAGGUAGUUUAUUUUCCUCUCCUCAGUUGAAAAAAGGGAAUAAGAUCACCUCUGUGCUUGCUUCUGCCAUAUCAGCACUGGCACCGCUUCAGUCUGUGCUGCCAAUGAUGUGUCCCCUGGAGCACUCACCCCAUCCCACCCCAUUCCAACCAGGAGCAGAGCCAUGGUGCUGGGCUCAGCCAGCUCCCCCCCCAGCAGCUUCUCUUUGCUCCUGGCUUUCGGGGUAGGAUUCAUCCCCAGCUGAGCCAUAAGAGGUGACCUUACAUAUCACAGCACCCCCGGGGCUGGCGCGGGAUGGCACGUAUCCCUGUGGAAGGGCCAGCAAGCCGAUUCCCUUCUUCCCCAUACACCUGGAAAUGAGUUUUGAGGGUGAUCCCGUCUGGAAAACCUCAGCUUUUCAUCUCGUGGAGCCCCACGCUCCUUGUGUCCCUCUGCCCCUCCUUGUGCUUCUGCCUCUGGAGGAGCAUCACAGACCCCAAUGGUGGGUCCAGCCUGGCUGGUCCUGCUGCUGUGCUGGGGAGGGGAUGCUGUAAGGGGGAUGCAGAGCAAGCCUGUGCUGGGUAGGGAGCUUCAUCCAGCCCACGGUGGGCUUUGGUCCCUGGCUGAUGGAACCUCCCCUGGGGGGUGGCUGGAAGCAUAAACUGCAGCUUUUGGUUUACAGAAUAGAGAAGUUCCUUAGCAAACUUUGCACAGUGAUAUUUGCUCAGUACCUUGUUUCCUUCCUCUCUCUCUCUCUCGUCAAAUACUGGAACAGUGAAGGGAAUCACUGCACACCUAAUGCUGAAUUGGGAAGCGCCCGCUCCUGUGGGCUCCCCCGAGGAGGGCAGCUCCAGGUCCUGGGCUCUCGUGCCAUCACAACUCAACUGGAAAAGAAAAAGAGAAAGACCAAAACAGUAUUUUUGUUAGUCUCUAUUUAUAUAUGCUCUCCAUGGCACUGUGUUACCAGCUGUUCUCUGUACUAGGUCUGCAUUAGAGUAUAACGCUGUUUGUAACGGGUGAUGCUGACGUGUUCGUUAGGGUGUUGAAAGGCACUUUAUCCUUUGGGGCCUUCCCGGGGCCGGUAUUUGCUCCCUGCAAACACACCAAGGAGCCUUCCCCCCCCCCCCCCGCCACCCCACACCAAGGGUGCUCACGGCAUCGCCGCCGUGCCAAAAUCACCGGUCCCUAUCGCCGGAGGCAAGGCAGGGGCUCCUCAGCCUUAAAGCCAUGUGGAGGGUGGAACCCCCUCCCUAGGAGCUUGGUGCUAUCCUCUCAGCUGGGGGAGCGAGUGGCCUGUCCCCUGCCACGGGGACAACCCCAGGCCGGGGUCCCUCCCCGGUGCAGGGGAUCCCAUUGGGAUGCUACCUCGGCUCUGCACUCGCAUCCAGGGGCUGCCUGCGCCCACCCGGGCACCGCUCUGCCCCUCGAAGGACCGAGUGUCUUGAUGAAGCCCUGAGUGACCCUGUGACUUGGCACACACUUUCUGCUGGCCUUCACCCCCCCUCCCCUUUGCCCUGUGUCACCUCCUCCCCGUCCCCCUGUUGCAGUUCGAACCAUGUAAAAUCCUGCUCUGGCUUCUUCUGUGUGACACUAGGUCAAGCAUCUCUCCUGUCUCCUCGUAGUGGGUGUCGUGACUCUCUGACAAACAUCUCACUCUGAAAAGUUAAGGUUUGGGGUUUAUUUUGGGGUUGUUUUUUUUGUUUUUUUUUUUUUUUCUUAAUUAUUAUUUUUUUGUAAGUGCCAUUUGUAUAACUUAAAAGAAAAAAAUGAGCUUCAAAUGGAGAAAGAUGAGUAAAAAUAAAACCUGCAUUCGGAUACAAACAGA